Molecule: messenger RNA, 5765 nt
Organism: Branchiostoma floridae (Florida lancelet)
Lineage: Eukaryota; Metazoa; Chordata; Leptocardii; Amphioxiformes; Branchiostomatidae
Exons: 6
Coding region: 1-5550 (1849 amino acids)
Molecular function (GO): protein binding
Source: RefSeq, a predicted model, not a curated record
AUGGAGGCCUUAGAUUUGUCACUCAACGAGAACAUUGAUCUCUCCAAUGUCCGGUCUCGUCACCUUACGGUCCUGCGAUUAGACGACUGCAAUUUGAAUACACUACCAUUAAUAUUGCUGAAACUACCUAACCUACAGAAGCUAGAUCUAAGUGGCAAUAAGCAGAUAUGCCUACCAGAUGUGUUGUACAAACUUAAGAAUAUCAAAGUGUUGAGACUAAGUGACUGUGAACUCGGCACCGUUCCAUCGGCAGUCCUGAAACUCACGCAGCUGGAGGAACUGGACCUAAGCUAUAACAGUGGGGUCCACCUGCCGGAUGAGCUGUCUAGACUUACGAACCUCCGGGUACUGAAACUGGACAAUACAGACAUGGUUACAGUUUCUCCUGUAGUGUGGAGACUGGUGCAGUUAGAAAGGUUGGACCUGAGCGGUAACUCACAACAGACGCUACCCGCGGAAGUUGUACAGCUGGGUAAAGCCAAAUACUUAGAUCUGCCCCACUACCAGCUGAACACACUCCCACUUGAAGUAGGUACAUUGACAAAGUUAGAAUGGCUGGACCUACGGCAAUGCCAGCUGCACACACUCCCACCUGAAGUGUGGAGACUGACACAGUUACAAUGGCUGGACCUGAGCUCUAACUCACUGCAGACGUUACCCGCGGAGGUUGGACAGCUGAGUAAUGUCAAAUACUUUGGUCUGUCCCACUGCCAAGUACGCACACUCCCACCUGAGGUGGGUAGACUGACACAGCUAGAAUGGCUGCGCCUGGGUAUAAAUCCACUACAGACGUUACCCGCGGAAAUUGGACAGCUCAAUAACGUCAAACACUUGGAUCUGUCCCACUGCCAGCUGCGCACACUCCCACCUGAAGUGGGGAGACUGACACAGUUAGAACAUUUGGACCUACACUAUAACCCGCUACGAACGUUACCCGCGGAAGUUGGACAGCUCACUAACGUCAAACACUUGGAUCUGUCCCUCUGUCAGCUGCACACACUCCCACCUGAAGUGGGGAACUUAUCGCAAUUAGAAUGGGUGAACCUGAGCUCUAACUCAAUACAAACGUUACCCACGGAAGUCGACCAACUCUCUAACAUCAAACACUUGAAUCUGUCCCACUGUCAGCUGCGCACACUCCCACCUGAAGUGGGGAGACUGGCACAGUUAGAAUGGUUGGACCUGAAAGAUAACCCUCUACAGACGUUACCCACCGAAGUCGGAAAACUUACUUUAAAAAUUAAACACUUGGAUCUGUCCAACUGCCAGCUGCACACACUCCCGGUUGAAGUGAUUAGGCUGACACAAUUAGAAUACCUGGACCUACGCAAUAACCCACAAAACAUGUUACCAGCAAUAGUUGGACGGCUCACUGACAUAAAACGUUUGGAUCUGUCAGAUAGAAGGCUGACUACCCUGCCACCUGAGGUGUUUAGACUGACACAAUUAGAAUGGCUGGUCCUGCGCAAUAACGCUCUACAGACAUUAACUGCGGAAGUCGGAAAGCUCACAAAAAUUAAACACUUGGAUCUAUCAAACUGCCGGCUGCGCACACUCCCACCUGAAGUGGGGAAACUGAUACAGUUAGAAUGGCUGAAUCUGAGCUGGAACCCGCUACAGACGUUACCCGCGGAAGUUGGACAGUUCACUAACGUCAAGCACUUGCAUCUGUCCCAUUGUAAGCUGAACACAAUCCCACCUGAGCUGUGGACACUGACACAACAAGAAUGGCUGGACUUGAGUGAUAACCAACUACAGACGUUAUCCGCAGAAGUUGGACAGCUCACUAACCUAUCACAUCUGUACGUCAGCAAAAAUCCACUUAUAAAACCACCACCCGAAGUGUGCAGUCAGGGUAUCACUGCUAUUAGACAAUACUAUGACGAACUGGAACGUUCAGAAGAAAAGGUAAGCGCCCGUUUGAAAGUUGUCGUCUUGGGAGAUACAAUGGCGGGAAAAACAAGCCUGGUACAAACGCUACAAAGGGGCGAGUCUACCCUGACGAAAGAAGAAGACCGCACACACUGUGUAGAGAUAACUCAGUGGGCACCUGAUGACAACAUUACGUUUGAAGUGUACGACUUUGGCGGCCAUGACGUGUACCAUCUUACCCAUCAGUUCUUUUUGACACAAGGCGCAUUGAACUUGCUGACAGUAGACCUCCAAACUUAUAACUGCACGGAACAGAGGUACACAGAAGCCGUAGGGUUUUGGCUGGAUACACUGAAUACCCGCGUGCCGGGGGCGGUGGUUACAAUAGUGGGAAGCAAAAUGGACGAAUGCAGCAGCGCGGAAAUAGAAGAGAAGACCAGGGAUAUCCGAAAAAGGUACGAAAAGCAGCAGCUAUCUUGGAAACGAAGUAUGGAGUGGCACAUUCAGAAAUUAGGAAAUGAUAUCGAUCGAAGUGAUGCCCCAAAAGUGGGUGGUCAAAAGGAACUAAAAAAGCAGUUAGAACACACACAAAGCCUUCUGGAACGCCCCUUGCGGCUGGUCGGAAUGUACUGCGUCAGUUCUGUAGAACCAACAUCUCGGUUGGACUCGCUAAGGAGUCACUUACUGGAAUCAGCAAAUAAUACAUCACUGUUUCCAAUACUGCGGAGGAUUCUACCGGGAACCUGGGUGGAUUUUGAACAACAGAUACACAAGCUACGUGACAAGGGAACAGAGCGAGAGAAACUUUAUUCUUGGAAGACCACUGGGAGCGACGACGAUGACACUAGCAGCGACGACGAUGACAUGUCAUCUCUGCAUCUUCAAAGUGACAGAGAAAGGGACAAGAAACCAAAGUGGAUGACGUGGGCCUUCUGUUCGGAUCUAGCAGGCCUCACGGCGGACAGACUGGAGCCAGUCCUGUCUUACCUGCAGCAGGUGGGAACCAUCCUCAGGUACACGGACAUACCGGAGCUCAAGGAGCUUGUCUUCCAUGAUCCUCCUGCAUUAAUAGAACUCUUUAAGGAUCUCUUCCAUCACGAUACCAAGGAACUUUUCUCAAUACCCAGAUUACAGAAUGCUAAUUAUACUAGCGUACAGCUGAGGGGGUUUGAACAGGAUCUGUGCGACUGUGGACUGAUUCGGAAGGAUGUGCUGACAUGUAUGUUACCACUAGAUGUCGCUCCUGACAUUGUUAUAGCUCUGAUGCAAAAUUUCGGCCUUUGCUUUGAGUUAAAGGCUGAAGACAAAACGGACCCUUCAAAACAUACAUGUCAUUAUAAAAUACCUUGGUACCUGUACAAAGAAAUGCCAGAAGAGUUAAUGAGUGUCUGGCCAGAAGACGUACGAAAGGAACAGAUACAGCUACAGCUGAUGUGUGACAUCAGAGGAUUCUGUCCCCGGGGACUGUUUCAGAGGUUCAGUGUUGGGAUCCAUCCAUUUGUAAAGGACAGGAUUGACUGGAGAGAUGGAGUCCUGGCCUACAGACAGGGCUAUCCCGUACAAGUGUGUUCGAAACCUGCUGCAGACGACACUUACAUCACCAUGGCAACCAGAGGCAGGCUUGCCCAGGCAGGUGAGAUGUGGGGCGUGGUCCACCCACUGCUGGAGGUGCUGGUCCAGCUGCUGCAGGAGUGGCCAGGUGUGCUGUACUCCCUCCACGUCACCUGUGCGCACUGCAUCAAGGCAAGACUGGACAACCCGCACCAGUACGACCUGAGGGACCGGACUGCAGAUGACGGCCGUGACGUUAGAUGUCCACACCCCGAGGUUAAAUAUACAGCGUCUACUUCAGCAGACCUUGUGUACAGACCAUAUGGAAUCCAAGCUAAUGGAAGUAACCAGCAUUUACGGGCACUCCAGGGUUCCAUUAGUCUUAUUGCUGAGGUUUCGGGAUCGUCAGGAGAUGAGUUUGACAGGUUGAAGUGGCUGCCAACAGAGGCGAAAGUAAAAGACGCAUAUGAGGCCCACUACACGAGACUUGCAGCUCGCGUGUGUGAGUUAGGUCUGACAUUCCGGGAUGAGGUACCAGGAGACGGGAAUUGCAUGUUUCACGCCGUGUCUGACCAGGUUCUCCGCACCGAGGGAAGAAACAUUACUCAUCUGCAACUGCGUGAACAGGCAGUCACCCAUCUGAGAAGGAAUCCACGCAAUGCUCAUGGUGACCAUCUCAGCAACUUCAUUUUAAACCAAACCUGGGAAGAGUACCUGGAGACCAUGUCACGUGACGGGACGUGGGGAGACCAUGUCGUCCUACAGGCCAUGGCGGGCAUGUUGGGUCGUGACGUCAUCAUCGUGUCCAGUGUAGAAGCGGACAAUUACGUCACUGUCCUACAGCCACAAUCAGGAGCUAACCCCGAGACUGCGCGUCCCCUGUUGCUGGGGCACUAUGCGGAGAACCACUAUGCAAGUCUGGACGAGACCCUAUCCGGAGGCAAACCUGUUGUGCUUCUAGUCAUUGAUGAAGUCGGAACUUCUAAGGGCGGCAUUUCCACCAUCAACGGUCAGCUGCUGGACCUACUGACUGUAAGAGCAAAAGUUCUUUGUACUGUAUUACAUGCUACAGAAGAAGAGAAGCGAGAAGCACGCAGGCAUGGCAUUGACUUGGUCCUACCAAUGGCAAACACUACAGGGGAAAGCAGACCCACACUAGACUGGAUCACCUUCCACCACAAACAACGAUAUCCAAUCCUUAGGUCAGAUAUAAGCGUCAUCGUAGGGCAUGCUGACGUCACCAGCACAGCUGCGAGAAAUAUCAAGACAGAACGUCUUCCAUCCGCCAAGGUCAUCCUCUACAAUCAUGUCAUGCCGGAAGACACUGAGCACCACAAAAGCGGUGACAAGGCGAUGGGCAUUGGAGACAAGACUGAAGCGAUCGACAAAGACAUAGAAGAAGCCGAUGUGGUGUUCUCGGUGGGACCAACUAUGUUUGAUUACUACAAAAACGAGAUCAGAGGAUUGAAGAAAACGCACCACCAGUUCCUGCCUAAACCAUCCGAAAUUUUCAGCAAUUUGGAUGUGGAGUAUGAAGAAACAGAGACCAAAGUGGUGCUUUCUGUCGGCAGGGUCAAGGGCGUGGAGAAGUUGAAAGGCUAUGAUCUAGUAGCGAAGACCAUGAUCAUUGUGAUAGAAAGAUUCCCAAAGGCCAGGUGGCGAGUCCGCGGCAUUAGCGCUAAAGAUUUUGCAGAAAGCAAAGAAAUCAUCCAAGCAAACAUGGACAACGAGACUUUUACAUUCACUCCUUUGGCAUACGGUACACAGGAACAGCUGAGAAAAGACUUUAGAAAGGCUCAUGUUGUCCUGAUGCCGUCACGCGCAGAGCCGUUCGGACUGGUCGGGCUGGAGGCCAUCGCUGCGGGUGUCCCGGUUCUCGUGUCCAGCAACUCGGGACUAGCAGAGUUCCUGGAAAAGCACGAUCCCGAGUUCUCCCGCCGGAUUGUCGACCUUAAGGGCGCCGAUGAUGAAGUUGCCGAACGACUGGCAGACCGCAUCAUCAAGGUACUGGACGGCGGACGAGAGGAGUUUGAGGCCGCAAAACGGCUGAAAGACAAUCUCCUGGCAUCAAAGUACUGGGAAGAGUCCCACAGGAAGUUCCUGGAGGAAUGCGGCAUUCCGCAGUGACAUGAAUCUUGAUAGUGUAACGCUAACGUUACUAACUUUUUUUCUUGUUUUAUCAUUCCUUCGUUAGUACGCGUACGGUUCCUGUAAAGGCUCCCUCGUCCAAUGUUUCAGCGCAAACUAGAUUCUAUCAGACUGCUCUGAGCCAAAAUACUCGGACAGUUGGAAUACAUUCUAAAUCCAGCAAACAUGACGAGUGUGUAACGUUGAGUGCCUUA